Umbelopsis ramanniana AG is the source of this 955-nucleotide messenger RNA. RefSeq lists its product as uncharacterized. Gene Ontology annotation, cellular component: endomembrane system; membrane. Bases 163 to 816 code for a protein of 217 amino acids. The record is from RefSeq and is a predicted model, not a curated record. Lineage: Eukaryota; Fungi; Mucoromycota; Umbelopsidomycetes; Umbelopsidales; Umbelopsidaceae. The transcript has 4 exons.
CUUUCUCAGAGUUUGAAUACAAAAAUUGGCCAUAGUAGCCUGAAGCGCUAACUGAAACGAAUUUACGGAAAUUGACGCAACUGCCCGGUCCUUUUAAUUGCCGGGUGGUGUGUGCUCACAUUUCUUUCACGUUUCAGUAGUGAUAUCAUACCUUUUCUGCCCAUGUCAACAUUCAUUCGUACAUCGUUACAUUUACUAGGCUCUGUCUCCAAUUUGUGGGCAUUGUAUAACGUUAACCGCAUUGUGAAUCCAUACGCUAAUGGGUUUGGCGGUCACUUCCAGUACCUGACCAUUCUAGGCCUGACAGUUGCCACAAUAUCAUUCUUGCUAUGUCUAAUUCGAGACUUCAUCCCAGGCUUCCUCAACAAAGUACACAGUGUCAUCGGUAGCAUUGCUGUCCCGUUGGAAGGCCUUAUUUCAGUUCUCUACUGGGGAAUGAUUUUCCUCGACCCAAAGCUCUUGAUUCCUGCGGAUGCCCCCAAAAUCCCAGUUUUCGUUGACUGCUGUCUGCAUUUGUUCCCGGCGUUGUUCCUAUGGAUUGACUUCUUGUUCUUCAACGUAGAGUUCAAACGCUCAAGUAGUCAUGUUGUCAACAUUUACCUUUUUACCAUUGCUUACUAUGUUUGGACUUCGUACUGCUACUCUAAGAACAAAUACUAUGCAUACCCUUUCCUUGCGGAUAUGACAACAAAUGGUAGACUUAUGUUUUUUGCCGUCAGUGGUACUGUAUGCUGGGUGAUGUAUGAGCUCGGUGCAUAUAUUCAUAAAUCACUUCAUGGUCAAUUGUCAACGAAGGAUGGCAAGAAGAAACAGUAGUUUAUUACCAUCUGAGAGAGAUGUAAUUCUAUAAUUUGUAACCACAGAAUUAAAAAGAGUUUUUUGAAUAUAGUUAGAGCAGUAGGAUGCCUGGCGUCAAGAAUUAUUUCGUUAAGGCUGGAAAACUGCAUGCGGCCAU